UCCGAAUCACAUCAUAUUGUCCAUCCCAAAAUGAGUUUCCUAGAACAAAUUAAGAAAAAUAGAUUGAAUCUGAAGGCUACCGAAACGCAGGUAACGUACGCUGACGGCAGAAAGGCCAUAGAAUGUAAAGAUAAAGUUAGGUUGCUCGAUGAAAAAUCACAUGGGUUUGUCGUGGACACGAAACCUGACACCGUACCCGCUUGCAUUCUUGACAAUAACUUGUAUCUUGGAUCUCAAGAUUCUGUAGAUGCAAGUAAUAUUAAUAGUUUCGGAUUAACUCACAUCUUAAGCGUUGGUAUCGAUACACCAAAUGCAGAUUUGUAUUCAAAUGUUACUUGUAAAUAUGUCCCAUGUUUAGAUCUACCUGAAACUGAUCUCAAAGCCGUUUGUGACGAAUCCAAUCAAUUCAUCGCAGAUGCAUUGAAUAAUGACGGAAAAGUUCUAGUUCAUUGCAAUGCAGGCGUUUCACGGUCAACGAGUGUUGUAAUUGGUUAUUUAGUCACAUGUAAACGUCUUUCAUUCAAUGAAGCUUAUGAUCUUGUGAAAUCAAAGAGGCCAUGCAUUCAGCCAAACGCCGGAUUUUUAAAACAACUCAAAGAGUUUUAAGGUAGCAAAGUUUAAAACCAAAAAUUGUAGUUUGGAGAAAGCUACCCUUUGUCUAUUAAUUUUAACUGCAAAUUGAUAUAUGGUGUUAGAUAUUAGCUAGAAGUAGAGUGUAAAUAAUUUAAAACGUGUGAAUAAAUGUUUUAUGACUGA
Messenger RNA from Hermetia illucens (black soldier fly), 756 nucleotides. RefSeq names its product dual specificity protein phosphatase 19 (gene Mkp). Bases 31 to 606 code for a protein of 191 amino acids. Gene Ontology annotation, biological process: protein dephosphorylation; regulation of MAP kinase activity. NCBI's taxonomy places the organism in Eukaryota, Metazoa, Arthropoda, Insecta, Diptera, Stratiomyidae. The transcript has a single exon. The record is from RefSeq and is a predicted model, not a curated record. Gene Ontology annotation, molecular function: JUN kinase phosphatase activity. Gene Ontology annotation, cellular component: cytoplasm.